CGAUUACCUUACAUUAUUUGAGAAGUGGGAAGUGGAGGAAAAGACAUGGAAAGAUAAAAUAGCAAAGAACAAACAAAAACGACGUCGUGGUUGCAGAACUGUGCUUGCAGACUUGCACCCUAAAAGUCCAAUACAACGGCAACGUAUACAAAAGCUUGGCGCCAAUGACAAACGUUGAGCAAUCCCAGACUCGAGCCACGUUACAGCUGGGCCCAUUCCUAGUCAAAGUCAAAGAAUCAAACGGCUCAAACAUGCCCACGCACAUCUCGACCAGAAACCAACCGUACAACCCAACAACACAAAAUCAACUGCCUUUUAAACUGAAAAAACCAGCCGACAACCCCCGUCCACUUCCCAAAUCUCGAGCUCCUCACAAUUAGACAACUACGAUCCCUUCGAUUGAAAACAAUAAAAAAAUUGUUAGCUUCCCCAGGCAAGCGAGAUUCCAGAAAGGUUCCCCCAUGCGAAGUUCAAUCAAUGGUGGAAAAACUUUUGGAUCAUAGUAUUAUACUGUCAGUCUGAACUCUGAAGACUCUGGAAACGCCAGUACUAAGUUACCAGGAACGUUUUUCAGAACUUUUCUGGUUCUUGCGUUUCUUUAACUUUUGCAGUUUUUCUCCAUGGAAUGUGUAAGGCUGGGUUUUGGGUAUUUCUUCCUUCUUAACUUCUUUUGGAUGCCAAUGAUUGCUGCUGAUACCGACAGUCUUCUUUCACCCAAGGGUGUUAGCUAUGAGGUGGCUGCUCUGAUGGCAGUGAAGAGUAAGAUCAAGGACGAGUUGCAUGUGAUGGAUGGGUGGGAUAUUAACUCUGUUGAUCCUUGCACGUGGAACAUGAUCGCUUGCUCUGCCGAAGGUUUCGUUGUUUCCCUUGAGAUGGCCAAUAUGGGCUUAUCAGGAACGCUUUCGCCAAGUGUUGGGAACUUGAGUCAUCUUCGGGCAAUGUUAUUGCGGAACAAUCAGUUAUCUGGUCCCAUCCCACCCGACAUAGGAAAGCUUUCAGAGCUUCAGACUCUUGACCUCUCGGGUAACCAGUUUGAUGGAGAAAUUCCAGACUCUUUGGGGUCUCUAACGCAUCUAAGUUACUUGCAGCUCAGUAGAAAUAAGUUAUCGGGCCAGAUUCCCAAAACUGUUUCUAAUCUCACGGGUCUUUCAUACUUGGAUUUUUCAUUUAAUAAUCUCAGCGGUCCCUCUCCAAAAAUACUAGCGAAAGGCUACAGUAUUGCAGGGAAUAACUUUCUUUGUACUUCUUCAUCAACACAAGUUUGCAUGGGUGUUUCACAACCGAUAAAUGAUACAGGUUUAUUUAAGAAAGUCGGCGGUCAUCAUCAGUGGGUGCUUUCUGUUGCUGUUAGCAUCAGUUGUGCAUUUGUGGUUUCUCUGAUGCUGCUCGUCUGUUGGGUGCAUUGGAACAGAUCUCGGCUUCUCUUUACAUCUUAUGUGCAGCAAGAUUAUGAAUUUGAUAUUAGUCAACUCAAGAGGUUUACGUUUCGUGAACUGCAAAAUGCCACCGGAAAUUUUAGUCCCAAAAACGUCAUAGGGCAAGGUGGAUUUGGAGUGGUUUAUAUUGGAUAUCUUCCAAAUAGGUCAGUGGUUGCUGUCAAGAGGCUGAAAGAUCCAAAUUACACGGGAGAAGUGCAGUUUCAAACUGAAGUUGAAAUGAUUGGCUUGGCUUUGCAUCGAAAUCUCUUACGCUUGUAUGGAUUUUGUAUGUCCUCUGAUGAAAGGUUGCUAGUUUAUCCUUAUAUGCCAAAUGGGAGUGUUGCUGACCGCUUGAGAGACACUCGUCGAGAAAAGCCUUCUUUGGAUUGGAACAGACGAAUGAGGAUAGCGGUUGGAGCUGCCCGCGGGCUUCUAUACUUGCAUGAACAGUGUAAUCCAAGAAUAAUUCACAGGGAUGUCAAAGCUGCAAACAUUUUGCUUGACGAAAGUUUUGAAGCUGUAGUUGGGGAUUUUGGUCUUGCUAAGCUGUUAGACCAGAGGGAUUCACAUGUCACUACUGCAGUUCGUGGCACAGUAGGACACAUUGCCCCAGAGUAUCUUUCGACUGGACAAUCUUCUGAAAAAACAGACGUUUUUGGAUUUGGCAUACUACUUUUGGAACUCAUAACAGGGCAAAAGGCAUUAGAUGGUGGAAAUGGUCAAGUUCAGAAAGGGAUGAUUCUUGACUGGGUUAGAACAUUGCAUGAGGAGAAGAGGCUGGAAAUGCUAGUAGAUAGGGAUCUAAGGGAAUGCUUCAAUGCACUACAGCUGGAGAAAGUAGUAGAGGUGGCUCUGCAGUGUACUCAGUCGCAUCCCAACCUCCGGCCAAAGAUGUCGGAAGUUUUGAAGGUCUUGGAAGGUCUUGUUGAGCAGUCAGGACAUACAGAGGAUUCACAAGGUGGAACCAACCUUUGUGAAGCAAGGGCUUCUAGUUUUUCCAGAAUUAACAGUGAUGCUCAUCAAGAAUCUUCAUUUAUAAUCGAAGCAAUGGAGCUUUCUGGACCUCGGUGACAACAAGUUCAAUUUUUCCUUCCAAGUUCAACUGUAAAUGAGUUUUGUACUUCAUUAGAAUAGAUGCUAUACACAAACCGACUCGACUAUUCCAUACUCUUCAACUGGCCGAAAUGGUCAAAUGGGUUCAUCCUUCUUGUUCUAAGCUUGCAAAAUGAGCCAAGACUGCCAUCUAGUUUCAAGAUGGGCCGCCGUCAACACAGAAGAACAUUUUUGAGGCUACGCAUAGAUGUUGAGAUGAGUUGAGUUGAGUUAAUUGUGAAUAGUAGUAUUUUGUGAGUCCCAUUGAGAUGGGUUUAA
Molecule: messenger RNA, 2789 nt
Organism: Juglans microcarpa x Juglans regia
Lineage: Eukaryota; Viridiplantae; Streptophyta; Magnoliopsida; Fagales; Juglandaceae
Product: probable LRR receptor-like serine/threonine-protein kinase At5g45780
Exons: 11
Coding region: 621-2489 (622 amino acids)
Biological process (GO): protein phosphorylation
Molecular function (GO): protein kinase activity; ATP binding; protein binding
Source: RefSeq, a predicted model, not a curated record